GCCCAAACAUCCACCAGCCCGUUACUAGCGUGACCACACACAGCCCCCUGGUGCAUGCUGAUUGGACCACAACUCCGUUAGAGUCUGUUUGCUGCGAGACUGAAAACUAGACGGAGUUUCGAACAGAAAUCCGCGAUUAUUCUAUUUCCAAUGUUGUAGUGAUAGUUUGGCUACUUUCCAUGGGGCUGAAAAUGUGAAGAGAUGGACUUCAUGACGAUAUUCGGAGCCGUUUUUGUCGUUUUUUGGCACACGGGCAGUGCGUCUAAACUCUUUAGUGGCCAGCGCAUCUGUCGACGCGGCACGGAGAGGCCGUGUUACCGGCUGGCUCAUGUCCCGGACCCGCGGCAGCGCGUGAGCUUUGAGGGGGCGCGGGAGGCGUGCCGGGGGGACGGCGGCGAGCUGCUGAGCAUCGAGACGGAGGACGAGCAGCGGCUGGUGGAGCGCUUCCUCCAGGACCUCGCCGGAGACUUCUGGGUCGGCCUCCGCAGGAGCCUCCGCCACCGGGAGCCGGGGGUCAGCUGCUCUGCCCUGUACUACUGGCUGGACCGGAGCCAGGCAACAUUUAGGAACUGGCAGUGGGAUGAGCCCUCCUGUGGGCGUGAGAUGUGUGUGGUGCUGCACCAUCGCCCCCCCUCCACCCCCACGCAGGUGGGCUGGGUCAACUACAGGUGGAACGACGUCAGCUGCACCCUCAAACAUAACUUCAUCUGCAAGUAUGCAGACGAAAAGAAACAUGACGUCAUCAUCACGCCAGCCAGCCCCAGACACACAGAAGCUCCAGUCAUCUCUGUGACGCCUAAGCAGAGGGCCGUCACCGGGGACGACGGGGAUGUGAGAGUUGGAGUCUCUGAAUCAUCAGUGUCCUCCACAGAGACGACCCUGAACAUCCUGCUGAUCACCAUCCCCGUCCUGCUGCUGGUGCUGCUGCUGGUCUCUGGACUUUUCUGCUACAGACUCAUGGCUAACAGGAGGAAGGAGCAGACGGAGCCCAUCUAUGCCAAGCCAGGCCAGUGGGCCUCAGUGGGCAGCAGUGACAGUGGAGGCAUCCUCAUCUCACAGCUACAGCAGGGGGCGUCAUUGAGCACACGACGCCCACAUGCCCAGGACACCCCCUCGUUUGACGUCUCUGCCGCCCAUGGGGCUCCACUGAGCGCCCGAAGCCCCCACGGCCUCCCAGGCGGCAGAGAUGUCGGCCAGCACGAGGACUAUGAGAACGUCCCCAGCAAGGAGCCGAGGAGCGUGGGGCCGAGGAGCGAGGGCUUCGUCACCAAUGACAUCUAUGAGACCUGCAGAAACUCCAGCACUCUGGAGGCAGGAUGGGUGGAGAACGACAUCUAUGGAUAUUAAACCCACACACACACACACACACACACACACACACACACACACACACACACACACACACACACACACAC
Molecule: messenger RNA, 1415 nt
Organism: Clupea harengus (Atlantic herring)
Lineage: Eukaryota; Metazoa; Chordata; Actinopteri; Clupeiformes; Clupeidae
Gene: laynb
Product: layilin b
Molecular function (GO): hyaluronic acid binding
Source: RefSeq, a predicted model, not a curated record